This is a messenger RNA of Candida albicans SC5314, 816 nucleotides long. RefSeq lists its product as uncharacterized. The coding region runs from base 1 to 816 and encodes 271 amino acids. Lineage: Eukaryota; Fungi; Ascomycota; Pichiomycetes; Serinales; Debaryomycetaceae. The record is from RefSeq and is a predicted model, not a curated record. The transcript has a single exon.
AUGAUUUCGAAAUUAAUUGGCGUAACUUACUUUAAGAAUAAACUAUCAAAACAUUCAAGUAAACAUGAUGACAAUACUUCUAACAACAACAGCAGCAAUGACACAUCAUUUCCUACUACUAAUAGCACAGUAUUGCCAUCUAAACGAUCGAGUAUUUGCAUAUCCCAUAGAAUAAAGUCGAAACGAAACUCCUCCACUUCAUCUACCACUUCCUCAUCAUCAUCAUCUCCACCACCAACUCCAACUACACUUACAUCUUCAAGUACACGAAAAGUUGUUACUAGAUCGCAAAUACGACGAUCCAAUACGAUAUCUUCUGCAAGUGCAUUAAGACAUUCCCUCAAUGUAUCUAAUAGCAACACAAUACCAACAUCCAUACCCAAGAAACUGUUUAGUUUACCUAAUUCACCAAGUUUGACUAGUGAUUCUACAUUAAAUGAACCAAUUGAUGAUAUCCCUCAUUUUUAUAACACCACCAUGGAUAUCAAUGGUGCUGGCAAUAAGUAUUAUGGUUUGAUUAGUUCGACGAAUAAUUUGAUGGGCAGAGAUGGGUUAUUGACUCUAGAUUUGACUACGGGUAAUGAUACCAAUAGUUUAUUUACCACAGCCACUAGGGAGAAAUUGGAUAAUGACCUGAUAAUUAUUGAUCAACAAGAACAAGAAGAAUAUAAUAAAGGUAACGAGCAUAUGUACGGUUAUGGUUAUGGUUACGAACUUACCAAUAAUACUGCUGUUGCUGCCGUGGAAGGAACUAAAAUAGCAAGCCUUGCUCGAUCAAUUUCAAAAACGAAAAAGAAAAAUGUCCGAUUCGUAUAG